CAGCCCCGCCCAUCUCAAGAUGGCGCUGCACUUAAUGCGGAAAGCGCGUGGGAGCUGGGGCUUCAUCCGGGCACUUCAUAAAGCGACCCAACCUGCUCCUUCUUUUCAGAAAGAUGGCACGGAGCGAAUAUUUUCUGGCAUCCAGCCUACAGGAAUCCCCCACCUGGGCAAUUACCUGGGCGCCAUUGAGAACUGGGUGAGGUUGCAAGAUGAGUAUGACUCUGUGCUCUACAGCAUUGUUGACCUACAUUCCAUCACUGUUGCACAAGACCCAGCAACCCUUCGGCAGGGCAUCCUAGACAUGACUGCAGUUCUGCUGGCCUGUGGCAUAAACCCAGAGAAAAGCAUCCUUUUUCAGCAAUCUCAGGUAUCUGAACAUACACAGUUAAGUUGGAUUCUUGCCUGCAUGGUCAGACUGCCCCGAUUGCAACACUUACACCAGUGGAAGGCAAAGACUGCCAAGCAGAAGCACAACGGAACUAUGGGCCUGCUAACAUACCCAGUACUUCAGGCGGCUGACGUUCUGCUGUACAAGUCCACACACGUCCCUGUCGGGGAGGAUCAAGUCCAGCACAUGGAACUAGUUCAGGAUCUAGCACAAGGUUUUAACAAGAAGUAUGGGGAGUUCUUUCCGGUGCCCAAGUCCAUUCUAACGCCAAUGAAGAAGGUAAAAUCCCUUCGUGACCCUUCUGCCAAAAUGUCGAAAUCGGACCCAGACAGGCUGGCCACCGUGAGAAUCACGGACAGCCCAGAGGAGAUAGUGCAGAAGUUCCGCAAGGCCGUGACGGACUUCACCUCCGAGGUCACCUACGACCCAGCCAGCCGAGGUGGGGUCUCCAACAUGGUUGCCAUUCACGCGGCCGUGACGGGACUCACCGUGGAGGACGUGGUGCGCCAGAGCAUGGGCCUCGACACUGCACGCUACAAACUGGUGGUGGCAGAUGCUGUGAUUGAGAAAUUUGCUCCAAUUAAGAGUGAAAUUGAAAAACUGAAGACGGACAAGGGCCACUUAGAGAAGGUUUUACAACUCGGGUCAGCAAAAGCCAGAGAACUAGCAUACCCUGUGUGCCAGGAGGUGAAGAAACUGGUGGGAUUUCUCUAGUAACUUCCAACUGGUCACUAAAAGGCCUUUAUGCCUUGUGGUCCAUACACUCCAAUGAUGGCAGCUUUCC
Elephantulus edwardii (Cape elephant shrew) is the source of this 1172-nucleotide messenger RNA. It is a transcript of the gene WARS2, whose product is annotated as tryptophanyl tRNA synthetase 2, mitochondrial. Gene Ontology annotation, molecular function: tryptophan-tRNA ligase activity; ATP binding. Gene Ontology annotation, biological process: mitochondrial tryptophanyl-tRNA aminoacylation. Bases 20 to 1102 code for a protein of 360 amino acids. Gene Ontology annotation, cellular component: mitochondrion; mitochondrial matrix. Lineage: Eukaryota; Metazoa; Chordata; Mammalia; Macroscelidea; Macroscelididae. The transcript is spliced from 6 exons. The record is from RefSeq and is a predicted model, not a curated record.